Molecule: messenger RNA, 3725 nt
Organism: Medicago truncatula (barrel medic)
Lineage: Eukaryota; Viridiplantae; Streptophyta; Magnoliopsida; Fabales; Fabaceae
Product: protein SEMI-ROLLED LEAF 2
Exons: 19
Coding region: 538-3510 (990 amino acids)
Source: RefSeq, a predicted model, not a curated record
UGUGGGCCCAGAAACCAUUACAAUGUUCUGCACAUUUGCCUUUCCUCCAUUGUUCCCCCUUUUUUUUCAUUACAAAUAAUUCUUUCUCUGACAGCCCAACCACAUGAAUUCAAGUUCAUAUAUCAUCACAUUGUAUCAACUUUUUAUUGUCACAAACAUUUUUCCUUGUUUUAAGGGACUCAUUAAUUCCCACCCUCUUCAUGCAUAAUACAUUGGUACAUUUUUUCCUUAAAUUUUAACAUUAGCAUAUAUGUCAAUAUUAACCUCAUUGUAAACUGCAUUUUUAUUAUUAUUCUUUAGAGGAUCAAAUUCUAGUGCUGCAUUUCCACAUUACAUUCAGAUUUUGCUAUCUGGAGGGUGGUAAUUCAAUUUGAAGCCUGCCUAUUUGAUGUUUUGGCCUUUCUUUCCCUUCUUCACGUUCAGUGUCGGAUUUUUCUGAUUGAUCCAUGCAAGAAGGGAAAGAGAGAAGAAUUUCAAGCCAGAUUUUUUGAAUUUCCUCAAAACUAAUCAAUUGGUUGAUGUUGCUUGAAUUUGAAAAUGACUACGGUAUCUGGUGUUGUUUCCCGCCAAGUACUGCCUGCUUGUGGUUCCCUUUGUUUCUGCUGCCCUUCCUUGAGGACAAGAUCUAGACAGCCUGUCAAGAGGUACAAGAAGCUCAUUGCUGACAUUUUCCCUCGUAAUCAGGAGGAGGGACCAAAUGAUAGGAAAAUAGGCAAGCUUUGUGAUUAUGUUGCCAAAAAUCCUUUACGCAUCCCAAAGAUUGUGACUGCCCUUGAGCAAAGGUGUUACAAGGAGCUACGGAAUGAGAAUAUUCACUCAACAAGAAUUGUCAUGUGUAUCUAUAAGAAAUUUUUGUCUUCUUGUAAAGAACAAAUGCCACUGUUUGCUAGUAGCAUACUAAGUAUUAUCCAAGCCCUGCUGGAUCAAACACGGCAGGAUGAAAUGAGAGUUAUUGGAUGUAACAUUCUUUUUGAUUUUGUUAAUAAUCAGGUUGAUGGAACUUACCUGUUCAACUUAGAAGGCGUUAUCCCAAAGCUGUGUCAAUUAACUCAAGAAACGGGGGAAGAUGAAAGUGCCAGAAUUCGCCGUUCAGCUGGUUUGAAAGCUCUUUCAUCAAUGGUUCGGUUUAUGGGUGAACACUCUCACAUAUCAGUUGAAUUUGAUAAUAUUGUUUCAGCUGUCUUGGAAAACUAUGAAGUUCCUAAGGAAAAUUCAGAAAGUCUAGAUCAUGAGGAACAAGGUACCAACAUCAGAAAUGAGGAUCAAAUUAUGCUAGAUGUCAAAAAGAGAAACCCAUCGUGGAGUAAAGUUGUUAACGACAAAGGCGAAGUAAAUUUUGCAAUGGAAGAUGACAAGAAUCCCUCGUUUUGGUCCGGGGUUUGCCUACAUAAUAUGGCCAAUUUAGCCAAGGAAGGGACUACUAUACGUCGUGUAAUGGAAUCUUUAUUCCGGUACUUCGAUAACGGAAAUUUAUGGUCUAUAAAACAUGGUCUUGCUUGUUCUGUGUUGAAGGACAUAUUAUUUUUGAUGGAUGAUUCUGAGAAAAACACACAUGUAUUGCUCUCAAUGUUAAUUAAGCAUAUAGAUCAUAAAACGGUCCUUAAAGAACCCAACAUGCAGCUGGACAUUGUCGAGGUGGCGACUUCACUUGCCCAAUAUGCAAAGGUCCAACCUUCUGUAUCUAUCAUCGGUGCAGUAAGCGACAUGAUGAGACAUUUGCGGAAGACCAUACACUGCAGCCUAGAUAACUCCAAUUUGGACACUAAUUGGAAUAAGAAUUUCCGGGAAGUUGUGGAUAAAUGCCUUGUUAUCUUAGCAAAUAAGGUUGGAGAAGCAGACCCAAUUUUCGAUGUUAUGGCUGUGAUGUUAGAGAAUAUCUCAACUAUUACAAUGACAUCAAGAACCACAGUCUAUGCUGUCUAUCGAACUUCUGAAAUUGUAGCCACCUUACCGAACUUGUCCGAUCAGAAAAAGGCAUUCCCUGAAGCAUUGUUUCACCAACUACUCUUGGCUAUGGUCCAUCCAGAUCAUGAGACACGAGUGGUAGCUCACCGCAUUUUUUCUGUCAUUCUUGUGCCAACUGCUGCUGAUCCCAAAGCAUUGGGUGUUCCACGAACACUUUCAAAAGCAGUCUCUUUUUUCUCCUCUUCAGCUUCUAUAUUUCAGAAACUAAGAUCGCAGAAACGCUCUUCAAGUGUAAGAUUAAGCCAGUAUAACAAAGAAAAUGUAACGCCAGCUAAUAACAAUGUUGGGAUCAUAAACAGAUUGAAGUCAAGCCAUAGUCGGGUUUAUAGCGUGAAUAACCCUCCUCUACCAAAUAAAAUGGAUAACAGUGACAAUCAGAACUUGGAGGUUGUCACCCUAAAGCUGAGUAGGCAUCAGAUAAGCCGAUUAGUAUCAUCAAUUUGGGCACAGUCUACCUCUCCUGAAAAUAUGCCUGCAAAUUACGAAGCAAUUGCUUAUACAUACAGCUUGGUGUUGCUUGUUUCUAGAACUAAGAAAUCUUUUAAGGAGUUAAUAAUACGAAGUUUUCAGCUUGCAUUUUCUUUAUGGAAUAUUUCUCUUAAAGAAGGGCCAUUGCCACCAUCUCGUCGGAGAUCACUCUUUAUUUUGGCAAUUUCGAUGAUUAUGUUUUCUUCAAAAGCGUACAACAUUGUCCCUCUUGUCCAUAGUACCAAGGAAGUGCUUACAGAGAUAAAGGUUGACCCCUUCCUUCAUUUAGUUGAAGACAAGUUGCAGGCGGUCAGCUUUGCACUUGACAAUCUGGCCAUCAACUAUGGAUCCAAAGAAGAUGAUGAGAGGGCCUUACAAACACUUUCAGAAUUAUUGACUUCGGCACACCAAACACAGGAAUCCUUUGCUUCUGAAAUCUUAAGAAGCUUGGACAUUUUUUCAAAAGUUGAAUUAUUGUCAAUAAAGGAGAAACUUCUAGAAGAAUUCUCACCGGAUGCUACAUCUGAACUAGGAUCUCAGUUGACCUUGAAUGUUCCCAGAAAGGAUGCUUCAACAAUUGACGACGACUUCAUUUAUGAAUUAUUUGAAAGUCAAUUAAAACAAAGUCCAAGAUUGUCCACGGAGGUCCCUAGCCUUUUAAGUGCUAAUCAACUUUUAGAAUUAGUUUUCGACCCAUCCCAGCCUGCUGCUGGGAGGAUUUCUGUAUCAACUGCAUUUGAUACGCCUUACGAGCAUAUGGCUGAUAACUGUGAGGUACUUAUGAUGGGAAAGCGCGAGAUGUCCAGAUUGAUGAGUAACGUUCAGAAGCAAGAAUGUUCAACAAACCCCCCUCUACCGAAUCACAAUAAUGAAUCGAAAAAUAUGGAUUCAUCUUCCCAUGUGGACAAUCAGAAGGUGGAAACUCCUCUCUUUGAUGAUAAUUUUGUGGAAUUGUACCAACCAACUUCUGUCCCGGUUCCAAAUUUGUGUGGAGUAGAAUAUCAAGAUCAACCUCACUUAUUCCAAUUGCCAACAUCAAGUCCCUUUGAUAAUUUUCUGAAAGCUGCCGGUUGUUGAUCCUGUAGAUGUAAGAUAACAUAAUGAAGAAAGCAGUUAGGUUUCUAAGAAACGUAAACUCGAUGUUGCUAAGGCCAAGAUAUGUCUGGAAAUAUUAUAUUGCUGCUGUUUUGAUCAUAUAUAAUGAGUUGUGUUUCUGAAUUUUCGAUAUUAAAUUUCUUCAUUAUUUUUGUCACCUAACCUUGUGUAUGUUGGCCUGGAAAGGCUUCAUGCUA